AUGUGCGAGUGUCUGCGGGGGAUUUUUCGGGUCACCUGGACGCCCGCUUCUCGCUCAGACUCAGAGAGAGAAUUGGAGGACAGUCAUGGUCAUCCACAGGCCAAAGGUCCAGCUUUAAAAGAUAAAAAGAGGUCCCCUCCCUCAAACAGGCCUCCCUCUGCCCCUCAGCUCAGCCAGCACCACUGCAUCUCUCCAGACGAGCAGGACAGUCCCGAAAGAGUUGUUCAGAAGGAGAAACUCCAUGCAGAACUAAAGCAGGUUCUAAGUCAAAAGAGGAGCCACCUGAGAGUGAGUCACUCAGCGCUUGAAGGGAUGGAUCCUCCGGAGAAGAAGAGUGAAUCUGUGGAAGAAGGCCGUGCAUCAGAACUGGUGGAAGUGGUGGUGGAGACAGAGGCUGAAGCAGGAGCCAGUGGAUACAGCGUUGUCGGUGGAGGGGUGAAGGGCAUCUUUGUCAAAGAAGUUCUGAAAGAUUCCCCAGCAGCAAAGCAACUGAGCCUCCAAAAAGGAGAUCAGCUGCUUAGUGCCAGGGUGUAUUUUGAUAACGUGAAAUAUGAGGAUGCUCUGAAGAUCCUUCAGUGUGCAGAACCUUACAAAGUGUCAUUCUUCUUGAAGAGGACUGUACCUCAAAUUGAAGUCAGCAGUCGUCCAGGUGCACCAAAUGUUGAGCUAAGAGGACCUAAGGCCAAGGUGCAAAGAAUGAGUGUCAAAAGUGUUAAACCGUUUAAAGCCAAAAAGAAAAGAGGAGGAAGAUUUGGAUUGAAAAGACUGAAAGAGAACAAGAAAGCACAAGCUGAAGCAGAAAUGGACAUUGAGGGUUCACCAACUAGAAUGGACUUUACUCCUGUUGAUGUGGAGUUUGCAUUCCCAAAGUUUAGGCUGAAGAAACGUGGGAAAGCAUCUGCAGAGGCACCAGGGCAACUAGAAGGAGUGGUCACCAGCGUAAGGAAGAAAAGAAAGAUCAGAUUUCCGAGGACAAAAACGAAGUCCGCUGCAGGAGGUGAUGUAGAAAUUUCAACACCAGGAGGGGAGACAGAGAUAACUGGAGCAAAGAUUAAAGCCAAAGGAAAAGGGCCAAAGUUUGGAAUGCAUUUUCCUCAGACAAAAAAAUCAAAAACAGACUCAUCAUUGGAUGACAGUGUUGCACUGAAAGGUCCUGAGGCUAAAUUUCAAACACCUUCUGUGGAAUUUGAUUUCAGUUUGCCUAAAACCGAAGUGGAUGUUAAGGGGAAGGUUGACCCUGAAGCGAAAGUACCCAAGGGGGAUUUAGAUGGUGCUGACACCAAGAUGAGGAUGCCAAAGAUCAAACUGCCAAAGCUAAGACUCUCCCAUCACUCAGAUGAAGUUGAUGGGGAGGCUGCCACAAAAAUGGAAGCAAAAUUAAAGAUGCCAGCAAUUGACAUUAGUGUGCCGAAUGUGGAUGUGGAUUUACAUAUUCCAAAGACCACAGAAACUGUUGAUUUCAAAGACAUUGAUAUUCAUGAGCCAAAUGUGAAAGGAAUGAAAAUCAGCAUGCCAGAUGUUGACAUAUCAUUACCAAAACUAAGCCUAGACACAAAACAAACAUCUGGAGAUGAGAUCGAUGGAUCUAUGGCUAAAGGCCCCAACAUUGGCAUCCCAAAACUUGGCAUUGCAAUGCCCAGUAUUGAGAAAUCAGACAUUAGUCUCCCAUCAAUAGACAUCUCCAUUCCAAAGAUAACUGGAAAAGACACUGAUGCUGAAGGAUGUACAAGUACAGGGGCAAAAUUUGACAUGCCAAAAUUAGACAUCUCCUUGCCAAAAAUAACAUCUCCUGAGAGCAAAUUUAAUGUUGAAGGGCUUGAUGUCAGGGGGAAAGAAUUUCACAUGCAAUCAAUUGACUUAUCGUUGCCAAAAGGAAAACUGAAGGGAGAUGUUUCUCUUGAGGCAGAUGCUGAAAAGAGUGGCAAGUUUCAAAUGCCUCAAGUGGAUCUUUCCCUUCCUAAAAUGAACUUACCACAAGGUGAAAUCAACAUUGAAGGGCCUGAGGUUAAAGGUGGAAAAUUUAAUAUGCCAUCUAUUGACCUUUCACUGCCAAAGGGAAAAGGGGAAGGACAUGUUGAGGCCAAGGGCUCAUCUGGGAAGAAAGGAAAAUUUAAGAUGCCUGGAGUAGAUGUCUCUCUACCAACGGUCAAAUUACCACAGGGUGAAAUUAGUGUUGAAGGACCUGACAUAAAAGGUGGAAAAUUCAGUAUGCCAUCUGUUGAUAUAGCAUUACCAACAGGAAAAAUAGAAGGGUCUACUGAGUUUGAGGAAGGUCAAUCUGGGAAAGGAGGAAAGUUCCACAUGCCUCAAAUUGAUCUCUCUCUGCCAAAAAUGAAAUUGCCAGAGGGUGAAAUUAGUGUUGAGAAACCUGACAUUAAAGGUGGCAAGUUUCAUUUGCCUUCUGUAGAUUUGUCCCUCCCUAAAGGAAAAGUGGAAUGCGACAUUAAAACUGAAGGCCAUUCUGGAAAAGGAGGAAAGUUUAAAAUGCCUGACAUAGAUCUGUCAGUUUCCAAACUUAAAUUACCCCAGGGUGAAAUCAAUGUUAAAAGUCCUGAAAUUACAGGUGGAAAGUUUAGUAUGCCAUCAAUUGAUAUUUCACUGCCAAAGGGAAAAAUUGAGGGAGACACUGAUUUUGAAGCAAACGCUGGCAAAGGAAAAUUUCAAAUGCCUCAGAUUGAUCUCUCAUUACCGAAAGUACAAGCUCCAUCUGUUGAUGUGAAUGUAGAAGGCCCUGAAAUCAAAGGUGGAAAAUUCAGUAUGCCAUCUGUUGACAUAUCAUUGCCUAAAGGAAAGCUACAAGAAGAUGUAAGUCUUGAAGGUGACAUGAAAAAGGGAGGGAAGUUUAAAAUGCCCAAAUUCAACAUUGGUUUGCCCCAAAUGAAAUCAACAGGUGGUGAAAUCAGCAUUGAAGGACCUGAUGUCAAGCCUGGGAAACUUGAAAUGCCAUCCAUUGACAUAUCAUUACCAAAAGGUAAGGCUGAAGCAGAAAUUGGCAUUGAAGGACAUUCUGGAAAAGGAGGAAAGUCUGAAAUGCCAAACCUCGAUAUCUCCUUACCAAAAAUCAAACUACCUGAAGGUCAAAUCAAUGUGGAAGGUCCUGAGAUCAAGGGUGGCAAGUUUCACAUGCCCUCUGUUGAUAUCUCUGUACCAAAACCUAAGGUAGAGGGAGACAUCAGUCUUGAAGGAGACACUAAGCUUAAAAUGCCCAAAAUUGACAUGUCUUUACCCCAAUUCAAAUCAGCAGGAAAAGACAUCAGUAUUGAAGGACCCGAUAUCAAAGGUGGGAAGUUUCAUAUGCCAGAUGUUGAUAUCUCAUUGCCAAAGGGAAAAGUAAAGGGAGGUGCUGAUUUUGAAAGUGAUGCUGGUAAAAGGGGAAAGUUUUAUAUGCCCAAUGUUGAUAUUUCCCUACCAAAUAUGGAAUUCCCAGAGGUAGAUCUAAAUAUUGAGGGGCCAAAAGGGAGAAAAGUUGGUUUGCCAACUGUUGAGCUUUCUCUGCCUCAAGGAAAAGUGGAGGGAGAUCUCGAUGUUGGACAUUCUGGGAAAGAAGGAAAGUUUGAAAUGCCAAAAUUUGAUAUAUCUCUGCCUAAGGUCAAGGCUCCUGAAAUUGAUAUUUCCUUGCCAAAAAUGAAGUUACCAGAGGGUGAGGUUAAUAUUGAAGGUCCUGAUGUCAAAACAGGAAAAUUCACCUUGCCAUCCAUUGACAUGUCAUUACCAUCAGGAAAGGCUGAAGGAGAAAUUGGCAUUGAGGGACAUUCUGGGAAAGGUGGAAAAAUUCAAAUGCCAAAACUUGACAUUUCCUUACCAAAAAUGAAAUUUCCUGAAGGUGAAAUGAAUGUUGAAGGUCCUGAGAUCAAGGGUGGCAAGUUUCACAUGCCCUCUGUUGAUAUCUCUGUACCAAAAUCUAAGGUAGAGGGAGACGUCAGUCUUGAAGGUGCAAAAAUCAACGUGGAAGCACCUGAUGUCAAAGGUGGGAAGAUUCAUAUGCCAGAUAUUGACAUCUCAUUGCCAAAAGGAAAAGUAAAGGGGGGCGCUGAGCUUAAAGGUGAUGCUGGUAAAGGGGGCAAGUUUCGUAUGCCCCAAGUUGAUCUUUCCCUACCAAAAAUGAAAUCUCCAAAGAUUGAUAUAAAUGUUGAGGGGCCUAAAGGUGGAAAAGUUAGUAUCCCAACUAUAGACCUUUCUUUGCCUCAAGGAGAAGUGGAGGGAGAUCUCGAUGCUGGACAUUCUGGGAAAGGAGGAAAGUUUGAAAUGCCCAAAUUUGAUGUAUCUCUGCCUAAGGUCAAGGCUCCUGAAGGUGAGGUUAAUGUUGAAGGUCCUGAUGUCAAAACUGGAAAAUUCAGCUUGCCAUCCAUUGACAUAUCAUUAUCAAAAGGUAAGGCUGAAGCAGAAAUUGGCAUUGAAGGACAUUCUGGGAAAGGAGGACAGUUUGAAAUGCCAAAACUCGAUAUCUCCCUACCAAAAAUGAAAUUACCCAAAGGCGAAAUCAGUGUGGAAGGUCCUGAUAUUAAGGGUGGCAAGUUUCACAUGCCCUCUCUUGAUAUUUCUGCUCCAAAGACUAAGACAGAGGGAGAUGUCAGUCUUGAAGGAGGAACCAAAAAGGAAGGAAAGUUUAAAAUGCCCAAAAUUGACAUUUCUUUGCCGCAAAUGAAAUCAGCAGGAGGUGACAUCAGUAUUGAAGGGCCUGAUGUCAAAGGUGGGAGAAUUGACAUCUCAUUGCCAAAGGGAAAAGUAAAGGGAGGUGCUGAUCUGGAAGGUGAUGCUGGUAAAGGGGGGAGGUUUUAUAUACCCCAUGUUGAUUUUUCUCUACCAAAAAUAAAAUCCCCAGAUGUAGAUCUAAAUAUUGAGGGGCCUAAAGGUGGAAAAGUUGGUUUGCCAACUGUAGAGCUUGCUCUGCCUCAAGGAAAAGUGGAGGGAGAUCUUGAUGCUGGGCAUUCUGGGAAAGGGGGAAAGUUUGAAAUGCCAAAAAUGGAUAUAUCUCUGCCUAAGGUCAAGGCUCCUGAGAUCGAUAUUUCCAUGCCAAAGAUGAAGUUACCAGAGGGUGAGGUUAAUAUUGAAGGUCCUGAUGUCAAAACUGGAAAAUUCAGCCUGCCAUCCAUUGACAUAUCAUUACCAAAAGGAAAGGCUGAAGCAGAAAUUGGCAUUGAAGGACAUUCUGGGAAAGGAGGAAAGUUUGAAAUGCCCAAAUUUGAUAUAUCUCUGCCUAAGGUCAAGGCUCCUGAGGUUGAUAUUUCCAUCCCAAAAGUGAAGUUACCAGAGGGUGAAGUUCAUAUUGAAGGCCCUGAUGUCAAAACAGGAAAAUUCAGCUUGCCAUCCAUUGACAUAUCAUUACCAUCAGGAAAGGCUGAAGGAGAAAUUGGCAUUGAGGGACAUUCUGGGAAAGGUGGAAAAAUUGAAAUGCCAAAACUUGACAUCUCCUUACCAAAAAUAAAAUUACCUAAAGGUGAAAUCAAUGUGGAAGGUCCUGACAUCAAGGGUGGAAAGUUUCACAUGCCCUCUGUUGAUAUCUUACCAAAACCUACGAUAGAGGGAGACAUCAGUCUUGAAGGAGGGAAAGUUGAUGUAGAAGGGCCUGAUGUCAAAGGUGGAAAGAUUCAUAUGCCAGACAUUGACAUCUCAUUGCCAAAAGGAAAAGUAAAGGGAGGUGCUGAUCUUGAAGGUGAUGCUGGUAAAGGGGGCAAGUUUCAUAUGCCCCAAGUUGAUCUUUCCCUACCAAAAAUGAAAUCUCCAAAGAUUGAUAUAAAUGUCGAGGGGCCUAAAGGGGGAAAAGUUGGUAUGCCAUCUGUGGAGCUUGCUUUGCCUCAAGGAAAAGUGGAGGGAGAUCUUGAUGCUGGACAUUCUGGGAAAGGGGGAAAGUUUGAAAUGCCAAAAUUUGGUGUAUCUCUGCCUAAGGUCAAGGCUCCUGAAGUGGAUAUUUCCAUGCCAAAGAUGAAGUUACCAGAGGGUGAGAUUAAUGUUGAAGGUCCUGAUGUCAAAACUGGAAAAUUCAACUUACCAUCCAUUGACAUAUCAUUACCAAAAGGAAAGGCUGAAGCAGAAAUUGACAUUAAAGGACAUUCUGGGAAAGGAGGAAAGUUUGAAAUGCCCAAAUUUGAUAUAUCUCUGCCUAAGGUCAAGGCUCCUGAAGUUGAUAUUUCCAUGCCAAAAGUGAAGUUACCAGAGGGUGAGGUUCAUAUUGAAGGCCCUGAUGUCAAAAGUGGAAAAUUCAGCUUGCCAUCCAUUGACAUAUCAUUACCAUCAGGAAAGGCUGAAGGAGAAAUUGGCAUUGAGGGACAUUCUGGGAAAGGUGGAAAAAUUGAAAUGCCAAAACUUGAUAUCUCCUUACCAAAAAUAAAAUUACCUAAAGGUGAAAUCAAUGUGGAAGGUCCUGACAUCAAGGGUGGAAAGUUUCACAUGCCCUCUGUUGAUAUCUCUGUACCAAAGCCUAAAGUAGAGGGAGAUGUCAGUGUUGAAGGAGGGAAAAUCAAUGUGGAAGGACCUGAUGUCAAAGGUGGGAAGAUUCAUAUGCCAGACAUUGACAUCUCAUUGCCAAAAGGAAAAGUAAAGGGAGGUGCUGAUCUUGAAGGUGAUGCUGGUAAAGGGGGCAAGUUUCAUAUGCCCCAAGUUGAUCUUUCCCUACCAAAAAUGAAAUCUCCAAAGAUUGAUAUAAAUGUCGAGGGGCCUAAAGGGGGAAAAGUUGGUAUGCCAUCUGUGGAGCUUGCUUUGCCUCAAGGAAAAGUGGAGGGAGAUCUCGAUGCUGGACAUUCUGGGAAAGGAGGAAAGUUUGAAAUGCCCAAAUUUGAUGUAUCUCUGCCUAAGGUCAAAGCUCCUGAAAUUGACAUUUCCAUGCCAAAAGUAAAGUUACCAGAGGGUGAGAUUAAUGUUGAAGGUCCUGAUGUCAAAACUGGAAAAUUCAACUUACCAUCCAUUGACAUAUCAUUACCAAAAGGAAAGGCUGAAGCAGAAAUUGACAUUAAAGGACAUUCUGGGAAAGGAGGAAAGUUUGAAAUGCCCAAAUUUGAUAUAUCUCUGCCUAAGGUCAAGGCUCCUGAGGUUGAUAUUUCCAUCCCAAAAGUGAAGUUACCAGAGGGUGAAGUUCAUAUUGAAGGCCCUGAUGUCAAAACAGGAAAAUUCAGCUUGCCAUCCAUUGACAUAUCAUUACCAUCAGGAAAGGCUGAAGGAGAAAUUGGCAUUGAGGGACAUUCUGGGAAAGGUGGAAAAAUUGAAAUGCCAAAACUUGAUAUCUCUUUACCAAAAAUAAAAUUACCUAAAGGUGAAAUCAAUGUGGAAGGUCCUGACAUCAAGGGUGGAAAGUUUCACAUGCCAUCUGUUGAUAUUUCUUUACCAAAACCUAAGAUAGAGGGAGACAUCAGUCUUGAAGGAGGGAAAGUUGAUGUAGAAGGGCCUGAUGUCAAAGGUGGAAAGUUUCAUAUGCCAGACAUUGACAUCUCAUUGCCAAAAGGAAAAGUAAAGGGGGGUGCUGAGCUUAAAGGUGAUGCUAGUAAAGGGGGCAAGUUUCAUAUGCCCCAAGUUGAUCUUUCCCUACCAAAAAUGAAAUCUCCAAAGAUUGAUAUAAAUGUCGAGGGGCCUAAAGGGGGAAAAGUUGGUAUGCCAUCUGUGGAGCUUGCUUUACCCCAAGGUAAAGUGGAGGGAGAUCUCGAUGCUGGACAUUCUGGGAAAGGAGGAAAGUUUGAAAUACCAAAAUUUGAUGUAUCUCUGCCUAAGGUCAAGGCUCCUGAAGUGGAUAUUUCCAUGCCAAAAAUCAAGUUACCAGAGGGUGAGAUUAAUGUUGAAGGUCCUGAUGUCAAAACUGGAAAAUUCAGCUUACCAUCCGUUGACAUAUCAUUACCAAAAGGAAAGGCCGAAGGAGAAAUUGGCAUUGAGGGACAUUCUGGGAAAGGAGGAAAGUUUGAAAUGCCUAAGUUUGAUAUAUCUCUGCCUAAGGUCAAAGCUCCUGAAAGGGAUGAGGUUAAAGUUGAAGGUCCUGAUGUCAAAACUGGAAAAUUCAGCCUGCCAUCCAUUGACAUUGAAGGUCAUUCAGGGAAAGCAGGCAUAAUUGGAAUCCCAAAACUUGACAUUUCCUUACCAAAAAUGAAAUUACCUGAAGGUGAAAUGAAAAUUGAAGGGCCAGACAUAAAAGGUAAAAAUAUGCCUGACAUCAGUGUUAGUGGAGGCAUAGGUGGAAAUAUAAAGCUGCCAACUGUGAAGCUACCAACUGUUGACAUAUCAGCACCCCGAGUUGACCUUGACUUUGGCCUUCCAAAAACAAAAAGCAGUGAUAGAGAGGAUAUUCAUCUUCUGAAAGCUGAAGGCCGUAGACCAUCAUCUGGGGCAAGUUUUGAAGUUCCAGAUGUGACUCUAAAAAUACCAAAAACAUCACUUCCUAAAUUUGGUGGAAAAUUUAAAAGUAGAGGAGUAGAAAGUCCUGGCUUGUCUGCUGAUUUGGAUGUGGAGAGAUGCUCCCCAUCUAUAGAGAUUGAUACUGAUGGAAAAAUUAAAGGCAAAGUAAAGAAGCCGAAAAUCAAAAUGCCGUCAUUUGGUAUCUCCAAAAAGGAUGGAGAUGUAAGUGGACCAGAGUUUGAAAUGAAGAUGAAAAUGGGAGAAGGGGAUAUUACAAAAUCAGAAAUCAAAGUGGAAAGCCCUGAAGACAAACCUAAAUACAAACUAAAACUACCUAAAUUUAAGAUACCUAAAAUAAAACUUCCAGAAGGCAAUGUGGAUGCUUCACUUAAUGUGGAUAGAGAGAUCAAAGGUGACUUCAAGGCUCCAUCCUUGGACACAAAAGGAAAGGUCAAAAUGCCAUCAGUUGAGAUAUCCUUGCCAUCAGCAAAUAUACCAGAACGUGAGGCAUUGCUACCAAAAACCGAGGUUGAUGUGUCUGAGGCGGAUAUCACGGGUUAUGAGGGUAGCUUAAAAAUUCCGAAAAUGCCAACUAUUGAUAUAUCUGUACCAAAGGUUGAUUUGGAUGUUGCCUUACCAAAGGUGAAACAUGAUGUGUCAGUUGACUCCAGUUCUUCAGCUAUCAACAUUGAAAUUGAUAAACUAAAGAUGCCACAUAUAAAAAUGCCAAAAGUAGACAUAUCACUACCCGAAAGGAGGACAGGUGGCACUGACACACCAGAACUGGAGGCAGAGGGCAAAGGUGGCAAGUUCAAGAUGCCAAAAAUUACAAUGCCCACAGUGGAUAUAUCACUACCACAUGGUAAAACAGGAGAUAUGGAUGCAUUAGAACUGGAAUUAAAAGGAAAAGGUGGGAAAUUCAAGAUGCCAAAGGUUAAAAUACCUACAGUAGAUGUUUCAUUACCCCAUGGUAAAGUAGACAUCAGUACUCCAGAUAUGAAACUGAAGAACAAGACAGGGAAAUUCAAGAUGCCAAAAAUUACAAUGCCAACAGUGGACAUAUCACUGCCCCAUGGAAAAACAGAUGUGGAUACUUCAGGCUUGGAAAUGGAAGGAAAAGGUGGGAAAUUCAAGAUACCUGAUGUUAAAAUGCCUAAAAUAGAUAUUUUGCUACCCCAUGGCAAAGUAGACAUAGACACUCCAGAUCUGGAAACCGAAGGACAAGGUGGCAAAUUCAACAUGCCAAACAUUUCAAUGCCUACAGUGGAUAUAUCACUGCCCAAAGGCAACAAAGAAGGAAUUAGUGCUCCAGAACUAAAAGUAGAAGCUGAAGCCAAAGGUGGAAAGUUCACAAUGCCUAAAAUCACAAUGCCAACUGUGGACAUUUCUUUGCCCCAUGGACGUACGGGACACUUCAGUCCUCCAGAACUGGAUGCUGAUGGAAAGGCAGGAGCAUUCAAGUUGCCAAAAGUUGACCUACAUAUUCCUAAAGGUAAAACAGAAGACACUGAUACACCACAACUCGAAGUUCAGGGAGGUACAUUCAAAAUGCCCAACAUUCAAAUGCCAAAAAUAGAUAUAUCCCUACCUGAAGGAAAAACAGGAAACAUUGAUGUGCCAGAGGUCAAGGGACAAGGAGGAAAAUUCAACAUGCCAAAAAUUACAAUGCCAACCGUUGAUAUAUCUGUACCCACAGGCAAAACAGGAGAGCUGGAAGUUGGAGGUGGUGGAAAAUUCAAGAUGCCAGAGGUGGAUAUUUCAUUACCCAAAGGAAUAAAAGGAGAAAUACAGUCACCUGAAGCAGAAGCCGAGGGAAGACCAAGCAAAUUCAAGCUGCCUGAUGUUAAAAUGCCUAAAAUAGAUAUUUCAUUGCAUCAUGGUAAAGCAGAUAUUGAUAAUCCAGAUCUGGAAAUGGAAGGUGGGAAAUUUAAGAUGCCAAAUAUUACAAUGCCAACAGUUGACAUAUCACUGCCCAAAGGGAAAAAAGGAGAAAUUAGUGGUCCAGAAUUCGAAGUUGAGGGAGGUGGAAAAUUAAGGAGGCCAGACAUUAAAGUGCCACAAGUAGAUAUUUCACUACCAAAAGGAAAAACAGCUGACAUUGAUGCCCCCGAACUGGAGCUUGUGGGGCAAGAUGGGAAAUUCAGGAUGCCAAACAUUACAAUGCCAGCAGUAGAAAUAUCACCACUAAAAGGUAAAUCUGGAACACUUGAUGCUUCAGAAGUAGAAAUUGAUGUAAAAGGUGGGAAAUUUAAAUUGCCUGAUGUUAAAAUGCCUAAGGUGGAUAUAUCAGUACCUCAAGGAGCAGCAGAUGAUGUAGAAGUCACAGGAGAUGGUAAAUUCAAGAUGCCAGACAUUAAAUUACCAAAAGUAGACAUCUCGUUGUCUAAAGGAAUGUCUGGAAAUGCAAAUGCAUCAUGUCCUGUUAGUGAUAUCAGCCCUGUCCAAGCCAAAGUGGGAGAGGAAGGUAAAUUUAAAAUGAAAAUGCCAACAAUAGAUAUAGAGGGCCCAAGAGGGCAUCUAGAAUUAGAUAUUGGCUUAUCAAAGGAUGGAGAAACUGAAAGAAAGAAGCUUGAGCCGCCAGACAUUGACCUCAGCUCAGCACCAACUAAGGGAAAAGUAAAGGGGCCAAAAGUGAAGGGUACAAAGUUCAACAUUGGUAUGCCAAAAGUUAAGUUUUCUGGACUAGAGACAGAUAUAAGUAAGUCAGGAAAAAUUGAUGCAGGGAUUGGCGGAGGAGUCAAGAUUAAGAAGUCUAAAGAAGAGGCUGCUGUGGACAUGGAGGGAGGUCAGGAUUCAUCCUCAAAACUCUCUAAAAUCAAACUGCCUGAAGUAGAGAUCUCUGGUCCUACCAUAAAGAGUAAAGGCCAAGGAAAAUCAGCAUCUACACAACCCACUGUUGAAGAUGCUGGUUCAGGCCAUGGCUUCUCGUUGCCUAAUAUUGAAGUAAAAGCACCAAAGCUUCCAGAAAUAGAUUUUGAUAUUGGGACUGCCCAAGAUGACACAGAUGAUGAUAAAGAGGACACCAAGACGAGUACCACAGUCAAAAUACCAAAGUUUGGCGUGGCUCUGCCUUCUAUAAGUUCACCUGAAGCCAAACUCAACAUCAAAUCACCAAAGUCCAAGGGCUAUUCAGUCAUCACGGGUGCUGAAGUGGAGUAUGAGGGCCCUCCUAUGCCAAAAGUAAAGAAAGCAGUAUUUGUUUUGGUUAAUCCCCAAGCAGAAGGCUCUGCUGUAACUGGUGAAGCAAGUGCAGAGGCUGGAAAAGGGUCAAAGCUCAAACUGAAGCCAAGUUUUGGAAAGUCACAUUCCAAAGGUAAAGGAACAGCUUUGAAUGGUGACGAAGAGGACGUGGAAACUGAAGGAAAGUCAAAGACAAGCAAAUUCAAGUUGCCCAAAGUUGAAUUUUCCCCAAUAAAAACAGGGGCAUACGAUGCAGAUGAUCCUACCGUUAAUGGUGACAAAGAUGACAAAGCAGUGUUUGGAAAGCUGAAGUUUCCCAAAGUUGAGUUUACCUCACCAUACUCCAAAGAUGCGAGUGAAGAGGGAGACUUGGAGAUGGGCAUGAAACUAGGCAAGAAGGACACCUCAGGAGACGGCAAAGAUGCUAAAGGAACCAAGGCUAAAUCAGGAAAGAUAUCAUUUCCAGGCUUCAGGAAGAAAACAACAAAGUACGAAGAGGAGACUGAGAGCAACAUCGUAGUGUCCUCAAAAGCCAGAACAGAAAUGUUAGCAGAACGAGAGGAAUCAGAGUCCCCGAUUCCCAAGGUUUCAACUGGUAUUCUCUCAGGGAAGACCUCUGGCCAAAGAGAAAGGGAUUCUGAGGGAUAUGGUAGAAGCAGCAGGCAAGAAGGGGAAGAAACAGAGGAGGCAACCUGGUUUAAAGUACCCGCAGUCACUCUUAGCCCUCAGUCCACCAGCACUGUGCAAAUCACACCAGAGGGCUCUCCAAAGGAAGGCAGAUCCCACGGUGAAGAAGCUUCUGGAGGUUUCUACAUGAGAAUGCCAAAGAUAGAGUUCUCCACCCAGGAAUCUUCAUCAGAGCAUACGGUCACCACAACGAAGGAAGGGACACUUACUGUAGUAACUAAAAUGUCAAAAUAUAUGGUGACUGAAUCAAAAAGUAGCAGCUCAACUACACACUGGAGUCAGUGAAUUUAGGGGAGAUGAGUAAUAUAUGUUUUUAUAUGUGACUGUGUUGUUGUUUUAUUCAGUUUUAAUCUAUUUAUUUUUAUUCUGAACACAUCAAGAGCUUUUUUGGCACAUAAAUAAAACUAUUUAUUGUAGGAGAGUUUUAUUUUCAUAUAUUUACCAUUUACAGAGUUGGUAAACUUGUAAAGAUAUUAGUUCUUUACACUUUCACGUAGAACAGUUGCUGUAGAUAAUAUACAUACAUAGACAAAAGGGUGGGAUUUGAAAAUUUCUCAUGAUUUUCAGAGGUGUUAUAUUUAGCUUGAUCUCGCUUAAGGUAGUUUGAGUACAUUUGCGGUUUUUACGACUCUUUUUUCAAGUUUCAGAAUGGAAUGCAAAUUUCUAUGCCUUUUUUCUAUAAUGGCUGUACCUUAUUAAAGUAGAAAGACUGUUCAAGACUUUUUUCAUACUUAUUCACACAAAAUGUACAUAUAUAUUGAUAAAAUUAAUUUGUAGUGCCGAGGAUGUGUUUGAAUGUGGAAAUUAAUUCAAGAAUUAAAGAGGAAUGCAUUAAAAUGUGAUACUGUACAAUGACAA
This is a messenger RNA of Colossoma macropomum (tambaqui), 13038 nucleotides long. RefSeq names its product periaxin (gene prx). The record is from RefSeq and is a predicted model, not a curated record. Gene Ontology annotation, molecular function: protein binding. Gene Ontology annotation, cellular component: cytoplasm; costamere; nucleus. NCBI's taxonomy places the organism in Eukaryota, Metazoa, Chordata, Actinopteri, Characiformes, Serrasalmidae. Gene Ontology annotation, biological process: regulation of RNA splicing.